Portunus trituberculatus (swimming crab) is the source of this 5828-nucleotide messenger RNA. It is a transcript of the gene Dp1, whose product is annotated as vigilin-like. Gene Ontology annotation, molecular function: mRNA binding. Gene Ontology annotation, cellular component: cytoplasm; nucleus. NCBI's taxonomy places the organism in Eukaryota, Metazoa, Arthropoda, Malacostraca, Decapoda, Portunidae. The record is from RefSeq and is a predicted model, not a curated record.
CGUCUGCGCCUUCCUGCUGGCUGCCUCGACCCUCCAGUGUGCGUCAGGAAGAUCCCCAAAGUGGAGCCUCCCUGCCGGUGCGGAUUCCUGUAGGACGGACCCCCCGGAGACAGUACAUGUUACUGUAACGACUCGGCGAGAUCAUGGACCCGACCUCUAUGCAGCAGACAGUGAUGGAGUCCCCCGAGGCCACCCCCGCCCCCCAGGAGGUUGACCUCGGCUCCCCCCACAUCCCCGCAGAACCCCCAACUUCCCCCAAAGCUGACCAGGCCUACGAACCACUCAGCUAUGACGAGCUCUUUCCAGCACUCCCCAAUGCUGAGAUGGCCGCACCUCCCACGGUUGAUGCCCCAAGAGACAACUGGAACCAACUCAGUGAAAUGCGGAUUCCGUCCUCGGUGAUUACCCAAGUGUUCCGCGUGCCGUAUGAGGAGAGGGCAAAGAUCGACGGCAACAAUCAGUUCGGGGAGUCAGCAUCGUCCCGCAUUUGUGCCGAGAUCAACAGGCACACUGGAGCCCACAUUGAGAUCUCCUCUGCCAAGGACCAGUCGCUGACCUUCCUCGUCACCGGAAAGAACGACGCUGUGGCUCGCGCUCGCCGCCUCGUCCUGGAGAGGUUCCAGAUGCAGGCCCGAGUCACUGUCAAGAUCCCCAAGGACCACCACCGCUUCAUCCUGGGCAAGAAGGGCAAGCGUCUUCAGGAGCUGGAGCAGAACACGGCCACCAAGAUCCAGGUGCCAAGCCCGAAGGAUGGCUCUGAGGACAUUGUGGUGAUGGGAACCCGCGAUGCUAUUGACAAGGCCCUGCACGAAAUCCAGCAGACCUCUGAUGAACAGAGCAAGCAAGCCUAUGAGAAACUGGAGAUCCCCAAGCACUUCCAUCCGUUCAUCUGUGGCGCCAACAACGAAAGCAUCCAGAGCAUGAUGGCGGAGCAUGGAGUUCGCAUCAACGUUCCUCCUCUCAGUGUCAUGAAGAACGAGAUCACCAUUGCCGGAGAGAAGGACGGAGUGAUGAAGUGCAAGGAGAUCAUCACAAAGAGACAUAAGGAAAUGGAUCGCAAGUGCCAGACGGUCUCAGUGGAGGUACGCAAGUCCCAGCACAAGUACGUGAUUGGCCCUCGCCGCUCCAACAUUGCGGAGAUCCUUCACGAUACAGGAGUGUCUGUGGAGAUGCCGCCCUCAGAGACCACCACCGAGACCAUCACUCUCAGGGGGCCACAGGACAAGCUGGGCCAGGCACUUACAAUGGUGUACGCUAAGGCCAACAGUGUGGUGCAACAGGAUGUGGAAGCCCCAACCUGGCUUCACAAGUUUAUCAUUGGACGCAAGGGAGCCAACAUUCGUCAGAUAACUCAAGACCUACCUAAGGUGCAUGUGGAAUUCACUGACAAGCAGGGUGGAAUCAAACUGGAGGGUCCGCCGGAGGAAGUGGAGAUCGCAGCAGAGAAGCUCGAGAACAUGAUUUCUGAGAUGAAGAGUAAACUGUGCUUUGAUGAGAUCUCUGUGGACCCUAAGUUCUACAAGCAUAUCAUCGGCAAGAACGGAUCCAAUAUCAAUCGCAUCCGUAAUGACACCGGAGUGCUCAUCAACAUCUCCGAGGCUGACGGCAGCAACCUGAUCCGCCUGGAGGGCAGCCCAGAGGGUGUCAGGCAGGCCAAGCAGGAACUGGAGGAGCUGGUGACCAAGAUGGAGAACGAGAAGGAGCGUGACAUCCACAUUGACCAGCGCUUCCACCGGACCAUCAUUGGCACCAAGGGAGACAAGAUCAAGGAAAUAAGGGACAGAUUCAACCAAGUGCAGAUCUCAUUCCCGGAUCCUGGGGAGCAGUCAGACUUGGUGAAGAUCCGCGGCCCCAAGGAUGAUGUAGAUGGCUGCCACCAGUACCUGAAGAAGAUGGUGCGUGACCUGGCUGAGUCCAACCACCAGGUCAAGGUCUCCAUCUUCCGCCAAUUCCACAAAUUCAUCAUUGGCAAGGGUGGAGCGAACAUCAACAAAAUCAGGGAGGAGACAGGGACACGCAUUGAUCUUCCCUCCGAGGGGCAGAACAGUGACGAGAUCACCAUCACCGGCCGUAAGGAGAACUGUGAGAAGGCCCAGGAACGCAUUCAGAAGAUUCAGGAUGAGCUGGCCAGCAUUGUGGAGGUGGACAUCAUCAUUCCAGCCAAAUUCCACAACUCCAUGAUUGGCGCAGGAGGGAAGCUGAUUCAGAGUGUCAGUGAGGAGUGUGGCGGAGUGGCCAUUAAGUUCCCGCCACCUGGAAAAGGCUCUGAAAAAAGCUCCGACAAGGUGACCAUCCGUGGACCCAAGGAGGAUGUGCACAAGGCCAAACAAAUCCUGGUUGACCUCAGCAAUGAGAAGCAGUUGGCCAGUUACACUACUGAGGUGCGUGCCAAGCAGCAGCAUCACCGCUUCCUCAUCGGGCGCAACGGUGCAAACAUCCGCAAGAUUCGUGACGCCACUGGAGCGCGCAUCAUCUUUCCCACAGACAAGGAUGAGGACAAGGAGCUCAUCACCAUCAUUGGAAAGAAGGAUGCCAUUGCCAAGGCCAAGGAGCAGCUGGAGGCCACCAUCAAGGAGCUGGACCAGGUGGUGGAGGAGACCAUGAUGGUGGACCCUCGCCACCACCGACACUUUGUGGCACGCCGCGGGGAGGUGCUCAGGCAGAUUGGGGACCAGUACGGUGGAGUCACUGUGUCCUUCCCCAUCGGUGUGCAGAGUGACAAGGUGACUCUGAAGGGAGCCAAGGAGUGUGUGGAGGGAGCCCGUGCACGCAUCCAGGAGAUUGUGAGUGACCUGGAGGAGAUGGUGGAGUUGGAGGUGGUGAUCCCGCAGCGCUACCACCGCACUGUGAUGGGGUCGCGGGGCAGCAAGGUGCAGGCCAUCACCAUGCGCCAUGAGGUGCAGAUCAAGUUCCCCGAGAAGGACAGCGGUGUGCACCUCACCAACGGGGAGGAGGACGGUGCGCAGGUGAAUGGUGAGGCUGAGCCAGAGACACGGCCUCAGGACAUCGUGCGUAUCAUGGGCAAGAAGGAACGGUGUGAGGCAGCUCGAGACGCCCUGCUGGAGCUGGUGCCAGUGACGGUGCAGGAGGUGGUGCCCAACCGCCACCAUCGCUACAUCAUCGGCCAGAAGGGCGAGAAUGUGCGCCAGAUGAUGACGGAACACGACGUCAACAUCCAGGUGCCGCCGCUGGUGGAGUGCAGUGACAUUAUCCGCAUUACUGGCCCACCCGCCAACACAGAGCGAGCAUGCCAGGCCCUGCGGGAGAAGGUGACGCAGCUGGAGGAGGAGGAGGCAGACAGGGAGGCCCGCUCCUUCAAGCUGACAAUGGAGGUGGACCCAGAGUACCACCCCAAGAUCAUUGGCAAGCGCGGCGCUGUCAUCACCAAGAUCAGGGAGAAGCACAACGUCAACAUCCAGUUCCCGCCCCGUGGUUCAGCCGAAGAGAGUGUCAUCACCAUCACCGGCUACGAGCAGAACGUGCAGGAGGCCAAGGCCGCCAUCCUGGCCAUCACCGGCGAGCUGGACAAGAUGGUGCGUGACACGGUGGAGAUAGACAGCCGCAUCCACUCCCGCCUCAUUGGCAGCCGCGGCCGAGCCAUCCGCAAGGUCAUGGAAGAGUACAAGGUGGAGAUCAAGUUCCCCCGUGAUAAUGACGACCCCAACAUGGUGACCAUCAUGGGAGCUCCAGAGAACGUGGAGGAGUGCAAGGACCAUCUCCUCAACCUGUCUGAGGAGUACAUGCAGGACAUCACUGAGCGAGAGGACAUGAACAUGUACAUGUCGCAGAAUGCCUCCUCUGGUGCAGGUCCCACUCAGCCUAGUGGUGGUGGUCAGGGCACUGUGGAUGCCCCACAGCAGGGAGGAGGACUCAAGAAGGAGGGUGGCUUUGUGGUGUCUGGUGCCCCGUGGACACAGGAAGCUCCCAACAUGGACUCCUCAGAGGACUUCCCCUCCAUGGGUGCCCCAUCAGUGGCCACCCACACUGGCCCCACCAUCUGGGGGCCCCGCCGCUAGGCUACCGCCCUACCACACCCUCACACUCCAGAUAACUUCCUCCUGAUAACAAAAGGAGAAAUAAUUCUUUUGAAGGAAACAAUAUCAGCAGCUCAUGUUAAAUCUAUGCAUUCAUAUAUAGUAUAUAUAUACAUAUUUUUUUCCCUUUUCCGAGAACUUCUAUUUUUUUCCUUUAGGAAGAAGACUUGAUGAAUUCUUCCAGUCUUUAGUUAAUUUUUUUUAUUGUUUGUAAAGAAAUAAUCUCUACUUCAUUUUUCUUUGUUGAACUGUUAGCAGAUAAAGCAUUGUUGAAAAUUACAUUAAUAUUUUAGUUAAAAAUGAAUAUUUUUUUUUAUAUAUAUAUACAUAGACCUAAUUGAAUUGAGAAAUUUUUAUGUGUUAAAUUAAUGAAAAGUAGGAUUAGUGACUUGACAUUUUGUUUUCCAUUCAUAAGUAUGUAAGUGGUGUAGGGACAAGGAGUUUAGUCUCGCACACACACACACACACACACACACACACACACACACACACACACACACACACACACACACACACAAAAUUUCUGUACCAUUCAGUCAAACGUGUAUAUACAGAAAUUUCUCUCUCUCUCUCUCUCUCUCUCUCUCUCUCUCUCUCUCACACACACACACACACACACACACACACACACACACACACACCACUAGGCACAUUGAUUGGGGGAUCAUGAUUGUCUAGUUUGGUACACAACAGUUGUUUUUAACUUUUACCCAGUAACAAUAUAUUUUUUUCCUUCCCAAGCCAUACAUGACGCUGUGGGGUGUAGCCACUUUUGGGGGUUAACAUUAGGUUGAUAAUACUGCAUUCAGCCCAUCAGUAAUCAAUGUUAAGGGGGUCAUGACACACGUACACACACACACACACACACGCAUAUACUGUACAUAAACACUGGCCAAAUACCUCAGUCAUCACCAGGAGAAGGUAUGUGUUGGCUGUCACCACCACAACAUGGACCAUCACACUACCACCACCACAAUCACCACCACAGCACCACCAUCACCACUACCCCAUUCUCCUCACUGUCUUGCUGCACGUUGACGACCUGGACUCCUGAACCUGGCUAACGCUAAUUGGAAACAUUCACCGCCAGUCUUCCCAAACACAGGCCCGUUGGUGGAAGAAAUUCUCUCCGUACCUCAACUUGUGUUUUCUGCCUCCUGUGUCCUUGUCCUUCCUCCUCCCUGUGUUUCUUUCCUCCUCUCGUCGACUUUUUUUGUACGUGUAUUUUGCGCUGGUCUACCGGCUGCCGGAUUUGCUGCUCGUCUGAAUGCGUCGCGUGCAUCGAGAUGUGACGCGUGGCCAGGGCAGACUCCGACCUGCAGCGCAAACUGUCAGGAAUUGUGUAAACUGAAGGCUCGUAAUUUGUUACUCGUCGCCAGCCGUCACUGAUAUUAGAGUGAUCUCUGUGCUUUGAAGUCUCUCUCUCUCUCUCUCUCUCUCUCUCUCUCUCUCUCUCUCUCUCUCUCUCUCUCUCUCUCUCUCUCUCUCUCUCUCUCUCUCUCUCUCUCUCUCUCUCUCUCUCCUUCUUCCACCUCCAGGAACUCCUCCCACCCAGGGGCCAUCAGGGGCUAUAUAAAUGAUUGUGAAAAAAGAGAGAGAUGAAAAAAAAUUGAAUAUUUGUUGUGAUUUUGUUACUUUGAAAAGUACCACAGUUGUUGCUAUACUAUAUAUUUUGUGUAUCUCAAGACAGAAGUGAGGUUAUUACUACAUGAUGUCUCUGUAGCACCUGGUCACUUUGGCCGUGUAAGUUAGUGCUGCUGUUUGUGGUUUUCACUUAAUAAACAUAUAUUGGUA